AAAUCAUGGCUUGUCAUCUUAGAGCAUUUAUCUAUAUGCUCUGAGCCUGUCAUGAUCGCGGUGAGCACAUAAAAGUAGUAGUGUUUAUCACAUCAUAAAUAUAAUCAUACUUUAGAAAUAAAGUGGGCAGUGAAAAGCUACUAUUUUAGGAAAACGAAAAAUCUCAUUUGAAAUUAUGAAAUAUUUCUCAUUUCCAAAAGACGAAGCUGUUUGCAUGAAGUGAUAUGAAGUUUGUACAAAUCAAGAUAUUUCCACUAUCAAAGGAUGAAUAUGUUCAAUACAUUUUGAAUCAUGUUUUAAAACAUCUUUUCGAUUGCAACUAUCGGGAUAACUCUUUGAAAAGUUCAUAAGCCGAACAAUAAUGCAGUUUCCAUAUUGCAUUUAUUUAAUGACUCGCAAUGGCUUAAUCACUUUGAUGAAGGAGGGAUUACAUCACUGAUACAUUUAAAGAAAUGACAAAUGUGUCAAUUGAUAAUACCAAUAUCCCUGGAGAAGUAUUGAAUGCCUCUACGCACAUCAAUGUUAUACUACAAGAAGUAGUGCAUUCAUCUGCAGUUGUAGCAAAUAUGUCAAUGGAAUGUAUUGGUACAAUUAUUCAAGAAGUGUCAAAUGUUCCAAUGUAUAUAAAAAUUGCAUCGCAAGAAAUGGUUCCUUCAUGUACAGUUAUAGAAAAUGUACCAAUGAGUUUUGCUGAUGUGUCUAAAAAAAUGUCAACUGCAUCAACACACAUUGAUAUUGCAUCAAAAGAAAUUGUAGAUAUAUCGAAGAGUAUUAUGGAUGUAUGUAAUAUGGACAAUACUUUACAUGUAAAACUAAGUGCAACAUCUAUAACAAAUCUCCAUAGUUCAAAUAAAGAUGUUGACUCUAUGAAAAACUUGCAACAAGAAUUGGAAGCCUUAAAGAAGAAAUUUGCAAAAUUCAACUACAAGAGAAAUUAAAUAGAGGUCAAGUU
Messenger RNA from Atta colombica, 952 nucleotides. RefSeq lists its product as uncharacterized. Bases 453 to 938 code for a protein of 161 amino acids. The transcript has 3 exons. NCBI's taxonomy places the organism in Eukaryota, Metazoa, Arthropoda, Insecta, Hymenoptera, Formicidae. The record is from RefSeq and is a predicted model, not a curated record.